AUGUCGACCAGUGCUGAUAAUACGAGCAAUAGCAAUGCUUACCGGAUCCCGCUCCUGAAGGAAGACAAUUGGCUCCCGUGGAAGCGCCGCGUCGAGGCCAUCCUUAAUGAUAAGGGUCUCCAGGAGUAUGUGACCGGAAAGACACCGAAGCCGCAGCCGAGUAAUGCCUUGGCCAAUAGGGCAGCGAGAGAGGCGGAGAUUAGCGCCUGGGGAGAGAAGGACCUCAAGGCCCAGAACGUAAUUGUGCUAUCGCUGGGAGAUUCCCAGAUGGUGCACAUCGCUGGAGCCGAGACGGCACGGGCCAUGUGGGAGCAGCUUCGCACAGUCAAGGAACAGCGUGGACAGCAUGGAAUUCUCGCGCUGUGCCGGCGUUUUUACCGGAUGCAAGCCAAGGAAGAAGAUAAUAUCUCCAGUCACAUUACACAGCUACGACAGAUCCAGGAACAACUCCACCUAAUGGGGAAGGUUGUUUCUGACGAGGAUUUCCGGCUCAUUCUGGCUACCUCAUUACCGGAGAGCUGGGACUCUUUCCUCAGCUCUUACUUUGGCGCCGUGGGCGGCAAUGUUGGCGCCGAAGGUGCUGACAACGUGCGCCCUCAGCUUACAUCACAAGAAUUGAUUGCCAUCAUUCUUGAUGAAAAUAGGUGA
Messenger RNA from Sparassis crispa, 648 nucleotides. RefSeq lists its product as hypothetical. The record is from RefSeq and is a predicted model, not a curated record. The transcript has a single exon. The coding region runs from base 1 to 648 and encodes 215 amino acids. NCBI's taxonomy places the organism in Eukaryota, Fungi, Basidiomycota, Agaricomycetes, Polyporales, Sparassidaceae.